ACCGUAGAAAAAUUUGGCUAACCUCGAAUCAUCAUCUCUCUCACUUCCUCAACAAUUCGGCAAACCAUGGCAAUGGAAAACAGGCGGGAAAUAAUAGCAGUGGAGGAGGAUUCUUAGCUUGUGGAAACUCCCCUCAUCGCAUCUUCAGUUUAUCGAGAAAGAUGGAGGAUAGCGGGAUAGGCGGCGGCGGGGGAAGAAUCAGCAGGAACGGUGUGGUGAUGAAGAAGGAAGGAUUAGGGUUUUCUAAUGAGGGAUUGAGAUUAGAGAAUCCUUUCGCUUUCAAAGCUCUUCAAGUCUUCACUGGAUUCGGCGUUGGUUGUGGAGUUGGAAUCGGCAGUGGUGCUCCUUUAAAUCUUGGUAGUAUUCCAAUGGUGGGGGAAGUUAUGAGUGCAGCUAGAGGAGCUACCAGUGCAUUUUCUGGGGCCACGCACCACGUCAAUGAUGCUUUGAGGAAGCUGGGGGCUAGGAACAUUAAAGCAGGUGUCGGAUGUGGAGUUGGUUUCGGUCAUGGUUUUGGAGUUGGCAUCGCAGUGAAACCAAGUGCCAUACACAAACUUCAAGCUUCUAUUAUGGGAACUGCAUCCAGCUUGAUGACAAAACUCGGAAGAAUGAGUGAGACCACCACAGAUCAAACCGAGAUAGAAGACCAGGCGCCUCAAUCUCUGACGGAACACAAGAAACAUGUGGACACAAAAGCAUCUUACAAGAACCGUGGUUCCUCUAGUGACCCAAGAACGUUCGGUACUCGAACUGAGAAAGUAAUCAACAGUUUCCUCGACAAUCCAAUUCUGACACAACAACAGGACACAACUGCUGAAGAACGACAGGUCACACAAUUAGAAUCAGAGAGCUUAAUGCUUCAGAUGGUGCUGAAACAUCAAAAACUCGUUAACGAACUAAUGGAAGAGAACGAAACGCUUCGGAGGAUAAUCAUAGAAGAUCUCAAAGUUUCACCGGAAAAGCUCAAAUCAGUUUCAUCUUACGUGUACGAAUCACCAUGCAAAGAUUGCUUCGAGUGUCGUAGAAAACAUAGAAGAAAUAGAUGAAGAAUGAUGUAAGCCAAAAAAAAUUUCACAUGCAAAGAUCACAACGAACUAUGAGUUCCUCUGCAUUAUUACAUAACAUUACAAAACUCUUGCACAAGCAAACAAUGGAUCUUGUUCAGACA
This is a messenger RNA of Brassica napus (rape), 1168 nucleotides long. RefSeq lists its product as uncharacterized. The record is from RefSeq and is a predicted model, not a curated record. The transcript has 7 exons. NCBI's taxonomy places the organism in Eukaryota, Viridiplantae, Streptophyta, Magnoliopsida, Brassicales, Brassicaceae. Bases 162 to 1046 code for a protein of 294 amino acids.